GCCGGAUGGUGCUGUGCCAGGCGACGUCUUGGUUCUGACUAAGCCUCUGGGCACGCAGGUGGCUGUGAACGCUCACCAGUGGCUUGAUCAGCCUGAAAGGUGGAACAAGAUCAAGCUCGUCAUCACCAAAGAGGAAGUUAAAGAGGCCUAUCAGGAAGCCAUGUUCUCCAUGGCAACGCUAAACCGCACAGCGGCGGGCCUAAUGCACAAGUUCCAGGCCCACGCCGCGACAGAUGUGACAGGUUUCGGGUUGUUAGGUCACGCAAACAACCUGGCAGCACAGCAACGAAAUGAGGUGGCCUUCGUCAUCCACAACCUACCAAUCAUAGCCAAGAUGGCUGCCAUCAGUAAGGCCUGUGGAAACGUGUUCAACCUGGUUCAGGGCACGUCAGCAGAGACUUCUGGUGGGCUGCUGGUGUGUCUGCCCAGAGAGCAAGCGGCCAAGUUUUGCUCUGAGAUGAAGAGCCAGAGCUCUGGAGCUGCAGGUCAGGGGGCGGCGGGCGGAGCGUGGAUAAUCGGAAUUGUAGAGAAAGGCGACCGCCGCGCUCGCAUCAUCGACAAGCCCCGCAUUAUCGAGGUUCCCCCACGUGGGAGCCAGGCAGCGAAUCAGGACAACAGCACCACCAGCCCCGCUCCCAGCCCCAAUCUGUCAUAGACACUGUGUGUGUGUAUGUGUGCACGCGUGUGUGUGUGUGUGUGUGUGUGUGUGUGCGUGUUGAUGCUGCUGUCCAUCUCGUCUCUUUUCAGUCAAAAUGCUGAGAGCACACAGACCAAAAUGGCCGUCAUCCAGUGGGAGAGGGAAUGGACAGCAUACACUUUUAUUUAUCCGCCUUUGGAAAGGAGAUGGAGAGCUGCUGAAACAAGGAGAAACAAAUUUAAAUUCAGGGUAGAAUGCUGUCCUACCCCACCCCAUCCUUUUUUAUUUACAUCUGCACUCCCUGCCUUUCCUCCCCUGCCCCCUCUCUUAAUCCAUACAGUAAAGUGACUUUAUAUAAUUUAUCUGAAUGCAAAGGUUUCUGGAAAGAAUUAGUUUCAAUUCUAAAGAAAAAACAUUCCAAAUCAUUCUUGCCACUGAAAAAAAGUGUAAAUGUGUGUGUGUGUUUGACUGGGGUGAGGAAGUGGAAACAGUUUUUUGUCGACUCUUUGAUUUGAAAGUGGAUGAUGUUAUUGUCGAUGAAUGUAUCAUGUGAAAAAAAAUGGUUCAUCAGUCCUGGCAUCUGGCUCCGCCCACACAGCCCAUAGGAAGGCUUGAGCAGCUUCCUUUGGGCCGGCCAGGUGGCGUUCAGAAUGUCCUUCUGUGUCAGCUUGACUGGCCGUCCAGCAACAAGUCCGUCCCACCCUUCCUUUUUAUGAAGCUCUGCCUUUUAAACCCCAGCUAACGGGGGCAGGCGGAGUGGAUGUUGGCCUUUGGAUCGGGGUCGGACUGAGGUUGCUGGAGGUCUGAAGCUGUCUGUGUUUGUAGAUUUCCUGAUUUUCAAUCAAUAAAACCAUCAUCAACUCGCACUGAAA
Molecule: messenger RNA, 1509 nt
Organism: Morone saxatilis (striped sea-bass)
Lineage: Eukaryota; Metazoa; Chordata; Actinopteri; Moronidae
Gene: sephs3
Product: selenophosphate synthetase 3
Biological process (GO): L-selenocysteine biosynthetic process
Cellular component (GO): cytoplasm
Molecular function (GO): ATP binding; selenide, water dikinase activity
Source: RefSeq, a predicted model, not a curated record